CAUUAAAAUCCGGAAUCAAAUAUUCUCAUUCUAUUUUCACGGUCUCUUUUCACUUAUUAUGAUAUUAUAUGGUAUUUUGAAUUUGACUCGAUCUAAAACCUAUUUGCGUUAUAAAUCUAGUUCCCUUUCUUCAAAGAAGGAUUUAUUAUUUGAGUCGCUAGUGUAAUUUGUGAGUUUAUUAUUUUGGUUUACCGGAUGUUGUCACGAAGCAACGUUAUUGUUUAAAGAUGGCGACGGCCUGUAACAUCUAAUCCUUGAGAGAAAAGAAAUACAGUAUGCCUGUAAAGAAGAAGGGGAAAAAGGGCAGUGGCGGGAAGAAAAAAGGAAAGAAAGGAGGAAAGAAGGCUACAAAAUCCAGACCUACUUCACAGAGUUCUAAUGACACUCGUGUUGACAACAGACCUCCUUUACUUCGCCCAGGAGAAAAGCUUGUUGACCUUCUGAAGUCCCAUCCCGUCGAUGAGAAGGAAGUACACGGAAUCAAAGUCACCACAAGAGUUUUGGAUCAACUCACUCCACAAGAAGUCCGAGAUCUUAGAGGCGUUUUCGAUAUAUUCGACACCAAUUCUGAUGGUUUAAUAGGUUCCAUUGAUUUGCGGAAAUGUCUACGAACACUUGGUUUCAAAGUGUCAAAGGAUGAAGCUGCUCAGAUGAUUCAUGAUGUCAAUUUGAAAGGGAAAACCGAAAUUGACUUCAACGAAUUUCUGGAAAUAAUCAUAGACAGGCAAGGGGAUACCAGAGAUAUCUAUGAUGAAAUCCUCAAAGGUUUUGAAAUGUUCGAUUAUGACAGUACAGGCCACAUUUCGCUGGAGAAACUUCGCAGAGCUUGCAAUAACGCCGGGAUCAAGUUCACUCAGAAAGAACUGGAAGAGAUGAUGGAGGAAGCAGACGUGAACGGAGACGGCCAUGUUGACCAAUCAGAGUUCAUUCGUAUCAUGCUUCAGACCAACCUCUUUUGAUUGGACGAUGAGGUCGUCAAGAUAGAUUUAAAUGGGAAGACAAAGUUGACAAGAUGUAAAGAUGAAUGACAAUCAUAUUAUUUUUUUCAGAUUCAAAUAGGAACUAUUUUGUAAUCUAUUCAGACUUUAUCAUUACUCAGAACCUGCUUGCAGAGCAAUUCCUCUACUGCCAUACUCUAAAUUCUUAUACUAGUACUAUUGGAUAUCUCCAAAAAUGGACCUUGUUUUUGCUAGGCCUAACAGUGACGGGGAUAAAAGACAAAUAAUAUGAGUCCAAUUUGUUGCCUAUAUCUUCUAGUGUGUUUUUCUUAUGAUCUUCCACUUGUCUUUAAAGAUUAAAAAAAAGCAGAGGUUCUAAAAGUCCCAUCAAUCAAUGUGGAAGAAAAUUUUAACAUAAAGUUAAUCAACGUUUUAACUUUGCAGAGUAUUCACUUGCUGAUUUUUCCAUAGUGUCGGGUCAGUUAUUGUAUACGAUUUAGGAAAUUGACUAUUUCUCCUAGCUUGUUUUUUACAGAGAUCAGAUACGUGUGCUUUGUGUUUCCUUUAUGUGGAAGAAUGUGUAUCAGGGAUGGGGGGGGGGGGGGCAUGUUUUCUUAUUUAUUUGCCAACUGGUUUGUUUUGAAUUACCAUCCUGUGAACAUUUUUAUUUAGUCAACGAAACUGGAAAUAUUGUGUUGUGAUGUAUGUCGUGGAAGCUUACAGGGAGCAUGCUGCAAUAACAGUAAUGUGAAAGUGCUUGUUCAAAUGUGUGUGAGGUCAAAAUAAAAUAUAUGAAUG
Aplysia californica (California sea hare) is the source of this 1736-nucleotide messenger RNA. Its product is annotated as caltractin. Gene Ontology annotation, biological process: mitotic cell cycle; centriole replication. The transcript is spliced from 5 exons. Gene Ontology annotation, molecular function: calcium ion binding. The record is from RefSeq and is a predicted model, not a curated record. The coding region runs from base 276 to 959 and encodes 227 amino acids. Lineage: Eukaryota; Metazoa; Mollusca; Gastropoda; Aplysiida; Aplysiidae. Gene Ontology annotation, cellular component: centriole; centrosome.